CCCGAAAGCAGCGAGAUCUAGGUUUUGCGCGCCCGGUCGCCGUGGGGCAGGGAGGGGCGGGACGGGGCGGAGCCGUUCGUGCGCUCCGCGGCCUCGCUUGCCCUGUCCCAGGGCUGGAGAUGGACACCCGAGUGGCGCCGUCAGGGACAGCGUCACUGGCCCUGCGACACUUGCACCCUGCCCCUGCUUCUUGAGCCCCGCCGCCCGCCGGAGGAGGAAGGACGGGGCACAGUGCAAUGGGCACUGAGCGCGGCGGCCCCGAGCCCACCUGCCGCGAGCAGUUCCAGGCGGCGGUCAGCGUCGUCCAGAGUCUGCCCCGGACUGGCUCCUACCGCCCCUCCUACGAGGAGAUGCUUCGGUUCUACAGCUACUACAAGCAGGCCACCCUUGGGCCCUGCCUGGCGCCGAGGCCCGGCUUCUGGGACCCUAUCGGACGCUACAAGUGGGACGCAUGGCGCAGUCUGGGAAGGAUGAGCAGGGAAGAGGCUAUGUCUUCGUACGUCGCUGAGAUGAAGCUGAUGGCACAGAAGGUGAUUGACACGGUGCCCCUGCGGGAGGUGACAGAGGAUGUGUUCCGCUGCUUCAUGCCCCUGUACCAAGUGAUCCCGGACAUGCCGAGGCCCCCAGAAGCCUUCCUAAGAAGUGUCACAGGCUGGAAAGAACCAGUGCUUCGCAGCGAUGGCUGUGCUGUUCCAGAGUGUCCCUCCCUCCCUGAGGAGCUUGCACCCCUAGACCCAGAGCCCCAGAGCCCCAGAGCCCUGGACCUGGAGGUUUUCUGUGAUUCGAUGGAGCAGCUGGAGCCUGAGCCGGUCUUGGCCGAUCAGAGGGGCAUGGCAGGAGGAGACCCUGAGACCAGGACCAGCCCUGAGCCCCCCAUGGACAGAGAGGAGCUGAGCAGCAGACCCUGGGGGCCCCAGGCUUUGGACACACGGCUGGUGGACACAGUCCGGGCUCUGCAGGAGAACAUGCGGGACGUCCAGGGGCGGCUGCGGAGCCUGGAGAGCAAGCCUCAGUGCCCUGCACAGGGACCUCGGCCACGGCCCCUCAGGCUCUCGGCAACCAUGGUGUUCUUCCUCCUCCUGUGGCCUUUCCUCGUGCAGUGGCUCCUGCGACAGCUUCGGACCCAGAAGAGGUGACCUCCAGAAGGGCCUCAGCCGCGAGCCUUGGUGCCAGCCCUGCCACGCCUUACACAGAUGCCCUCCCGAGGGCCACCCUGCACCCCUCUUCUCCUGGAAGGCUGCUGGUGGUGCAGGACUCUGGACUGCUGGGCCCGCUCACCCUGGCUCUUGACUCCUCCCCACGUACAGCCGGCAAGUUGGGACUUGGAGGUGGCAUGGCCGGUGGGGAGGCACAGCCACUGGCACAGUCAGAAUAGACUUUCACCGAAUAAAACAAAACCUCAGCUUCCAACUUCUGCAGCCAGGUGCCCGAGGGCGGAGCAGUGGGUAGGUCACA
Molecule: messenger RNA, 1455 nt
Organism: Octodon degus (degu)
Lineage: Eukaryota; Metazoa; Chordata; Mammalia; Rodentia; Octodontidae
Gene: Acbd4
Product: acyl-CoA binding domain containing 4
Exons: 9
Coding region: 237-1136 (299 amino acids)
Biological process (GO): fatty acid metabolic process
Molecular function (GO): fatty-acyl-CoA binding
Source: RefSeq, a predicted model, not a curated record